UAACGAUCACGCGCUGUCUGGACUUGUUUAUCCGACUCUAUUUGACCAUCUCGACUUCAAAACCACCCAAUGUUACGCAGAGGAAUACCCUGGAAUAUAUAUUGCUAUUCUAUGGAAACUUUUGGGAAACUUCCUUAUACCCAUUCGAGUGCUGACCCUGGGGGGCGAUGUAGACUUCUUACAGUUGGAUUCCAUAAAGCGCUCUGACCUGCUGCGCGAAAAGGACAGCCAGGAAAUCAGCAGCCGUGUCGCUCUUGCCGUUGCGAAUCGAGCGAAUCAGUUUUGUGCGCCGAGUGUGGACCCUUCGAAGAAGUUGGGGUCUACUAAACCUCAUCUUUCGAGUUUUGCGGACUCCGUCGUUGCCCGCAACACAGUCUUCAACCUUAUUCUGGCUCCUACCGGAGCUGCUACCUCCUUGGGCCUAUACACCAAGGCACAGAGGGCAGCGGAACGAAAACGCACACAGAUCCUGGUCGUAAUAUUAAUACUGGAUAGAAAACGUAUCGGUUGUACCACUGCGCAGUGUCCAGAUCCAAACUUUGUAAGCUGCUUGAGAGACUUUGCUAUGGGCGGCUUCAGGGCUACUUACGGCCAACUUACGGCUGUGGUGGCUUGGGUGAGGUUCCAGUCUGACCAGUGGUUCAAGAUCAAGGUCGGGUCGGCUGCACUCUUGUUUGUCUCCGUCCUCUCCUUCGUCUCUUUGUUUGGCCAUACAAGUCUCUCUUCUCCCAAAGACGAUCUCUUCCUCAUCGAUGUUCAUGAAGCGCCUUCUUUACCACCGACGCAGCCUAUUCUCAAGCCUCGCGUUUCGGUGAUAGCCAUUUGGAAAGGUCGCGAAAAACCUUAUCUUAAUAAUUUCUUCACGUCAUAUCGCGCCAAUUCGGACGUGGUAGAGCUUUUGUUCAUCAAUAUUCGCGGCGAUGAGGAGGAUGAGUGCGUGGAUUUUACCAAGUGGACUGGUCCUCCUGGCCCGCAGAACAACAUCAAGGUCUAUCAUUCACACUUCCGUCUAUGGCGUGGAUACGUUUUCAAGCACCUGUUGAGUCCAGGUAUUGAAUGGUGGGGGUGGACGGACCCAGACACAUUCGUGGGCAACUUCAAAUCUCAAUUUCCAUGGGACGCGACCGAGUACGACAUCGUCGUACCCGUAGGUGGAGACAUAGGCCUACUUUACAUGCGUGGCCACCUUUGCUUCUUCCGCGCUGGUCGCGAGACUGAGGAGAAGCUAAAUCAAUACGAUCAUGUUUCGAAUAUGGUCUUGUAUUUUAAUCAUCACCGUCCACACUAUGCCGCAGAGGAGUCGGAGUUCUCUGCUUUUAUCUUCCGUGAUCCCCGCAUCACCUUCCUUGUCGUGCCCCAGCUGCUAGUUGACAUACCCAUCCAUCUUACUACGCCGAACACUGCUAAGUUUGGCAACAUUUAUGGAGUGUACUCCAUCCAAUGGCCAUGGGAAGAGCUUCCCACUUCUUUCCCUAAUUACCCUAUGCUCUCGAUGCCAACAAGCCUAUCCUCUUUCGUGCCGACAUUCUCCGCGAAUGGCACGACUUAUCCAAUCGAGCUCUUCGCAGGAAACUGGUCUGGAGGGAUAUGGUUCCCUAAGGAGUUUACGACUUACUAUGAUGUAGAUUGGAACCUUGGCCCGCCAGGUUGUCGAAGAUUUGUCGGCAGAGGUGGUAAACACGCGGGGGGUUCGCAGGGGGUUUGGACGCGUAUAGAGCGGCAGCGAGAGGCCAUCGCUGUGUCUGGCCAAACUGAUUCUUCGGUGGAGGUGAAACUGGCAGAAGGUCUUUAUAUCCACUGGUUUGAAGAAAAGCACAAUGGGCCUUGGUUUGUUAACCUGCCCGACUCGCCCCUCCAGUCUUCACAAACGCUGGUUACAUUCGCCCAGUUCGGUGCGGAGAUCUGGGAUCACGAAAUGGGCCAAACGAUCUGGCGCGGGCUAGGCAAGGACCCAGAGGAGAAGACGAAAAGGCACAAUCGACAGCGUCAAACACCACAUCUUGGACAAUAUCUAUAUCAUCUUUGCAUUCCCCUUUCUGGUGAGCGCCUUUCUGCCAAUGCCAUGUCUUCGUUCGAUGGUUUUUUGACCCGACUACAUCCCGAGCGCUGGAAGAAGCUCAAACUUAUCUCCAUCGCGCUCUUAUUUGUAUCUGGCUUGUCCUUCUACUUGUUGUUUGGCUACACCCCGACCUCCCUCACCUCUUCUGUAAAGCAUGUACAAGUCCAGGAAAAAGCACCUGUCAUUGUAUCCCUCCCAGAACCUGUCAUUGUAUCGCCCCAAGAACCUUCCCUCAACCCUCGAAUUUCUGUUAUAGCCAUAUGGAGAGGAGGCGAAAGACCCUACCUCAACAAUUUCUUCACCUCGUUUCGCGCUAAUGCGGACACGGUGCAGCUUGUAUUUAUCAUUAUUCGUGGCGAUGAGGAUGACGAGUGCGUGGACCUCACACAAUGGACGGGUCCUCCUGGCUCGUUGAACAACAUAAAGGUUGUUUGUUAUUCCUUGAUCGAAUACUGGGCUUUCCACCGCGAUUAUUUUUGUGAGCGUUGGAAAUGUAAUAAAGGAGAAGCCGACCAUGUUCUUCGUGAAAUGAUCGCUCGAGCGCUUGCAGACUCGUACCAUUCCCACUUUCGACUAUGGCGUGGAUAUGUUUUCAAACACCUAUUAGAUCCAGGUGUAGAGUGGUGGGGAUGGGCAGAUCCAGAUACGUUCGUGGGCAAUUUUAAAUCUCAAUUCCCCUGGGACGCAACCGAUUAUGACGUUGUCAUCCCUGUAGGUGGAGACGCUGACCUCCUGUACAUGCGGGGCCAUCUUUGCUUCUUCCGCGCAGGUCACGAAACCGAAGAGAAAUUAAAUCUCUACGACCACGUUUCGAAAAUGGUCUGGUAUUUCAACCACCACCGUCCUCAUUUUGCCGCAGAGGAAGUCGAAUUUUCAGCUUUCAUCCUCCGAGAACCCCAAAUAAAUUUCCUUAUUGUCCCACAACUACUAGUCGACAUACCCAUCCAUCUAACCCAACCCAACACCGCAAAAUUCAGCAACCUCCACGGCGUCUACGCCGCGCAAUGGCCAUGGAAACAACUCCCUACUCCGUUCCCCAACUAUCCCAUGCUCUCACUGCCAUCAAAACCAUCUUCCUUCUUACCGACGUUCUCAACGGAAGGCACAACCUACCCCAUCGAGCUCAUAGCCGGGAACUGGUCAGGAUGGUUAUGGUUCCCCAAAGAAUUUGCAACUCACUAUAAUAUUAAUUGGAACCUUGGUCCUGAGGGUUGGAGAAGAUUCGUUGGGAGGGGUGGAGGAUACGGAGGCGGUUCGCAAGGAGUUUGGACGCGUCUUGAGCCGCCCAGAGAAGCGAUCACGGUUCAUGGCGCAAAAGAUCUUUCGGUGGAAGUGAAGUUGGCAGAGGGUCUGUAUAUCCAUUGGUUUGAAGAAAAACAUAACGGUCCUUGGUUCAAAAUUCUCCCAGAAGUGCCUCUCCUUCCCACCCAAACGCUCGUGACGUUCACCCAAUUUGGUGCAGAGAUCUGGGAUCACGAAAUUGGCCAAUCGAUCUGGCGAGGACCAGGCAAGGAUCAGACUAAGGAAGAGGGCCGGCGGAACACUCGCUCAAGAUCUGAGCAUAGCCGAUCUUCGUUGGGUCUCGCGCAUUGA
Laccaria bicolor S238N-H82 is the source of this 3652-nucleotide messenger RNA. RefSeq lists its product as uncharacterized. Bases 566 to 3652 code for a protein of 1028 amino acids. The transcript is spliced from 22 exons. The record is from RefSeq and is a predicted model, not a curated record. NCBI's taxonomy places the organism in Eukaryota, Fungi, Basidiomycota, Agaricomycetes, Agaricales, Hydnangiaceae.